Messenger RNA from Microplitis demolitor, 2422 nucleotides. RefSeq names its product SET and MYND domain-containing protein DDB_G0273589. The record is from RefSeq and is a predicted model, not a curated record. Gene Ontology annotation, molecular function: protein binding. Lineage: Eukaryota; Metazoa; Arthropoda; Insecta; Hymenoptera; Braconidae. The transcript has 6 exons. The coding region runs from base 437 to 2296 and encodes 619 amino acids.
ACUAGCCGUCUUUUUAUUAUUAAUCAUCAUUACUAAUCUUUAAUUGACAGCCGAGUAACGACUAAUUCAUUAAAAGAGCGCAAUUAGACUAUUUAAAUUUAUAUUAACUCCUUCCAUUAAUGGAUUCAUUUUUUCACUCGAUUAACUGUUUGUUUACAUUCCCAUAGAAUUGCGUCAUGCAAAAAAUACUCAUAGGCACACAUUUACGUAUACAAAUAUAUCAUCAUAUGUGUAUCUAGAUAUAAAUCUCGAUUGCUUGCUAUCUUCUAAAAAAAAAAAAACUUGAAUAGUUUAUAAGAUUUUAUUUAAAAAUAAAGUUGACAAUAAUUACAACAAAGUCACGAGUUUUCUAUUAAAUUCUGAAAUACCAAAGUACUCAGCACAUAAUUAAUAUUCAACAAGGUCAAAAGGUUAUAUAAUUAUAUAUUAGUGAUAAAUGGAUAUGGAAUCAUUCUACGUGGUUAAAUCAUUAGCAUCGAAUGAUUUCCAGCAUGCAAAGUCUGAUGAAGAUUUUGUAACAACUGCCAUGGCACUCUGUCAUAGUUACUAUAAUAAAAAUAAAUGUCAAGUACUUACCAUUAAUCAUGAAUCAAAGAGCGAUAAUCUAGCUAAAGACAUGAUAAAUGCAGGAAAUAAGAUGGCAAAUUCUAACCGGUCUUUAGAGAAGUCAAUUGAGAUUUAUAAUGAAGCAAUGGCACACGCAUUGCCGGGUUCAGAAUUUUUAGCUCAUGCAUUUGCUAAUCGUUCUAUUGUGCUUACAAAGGCUGGGAUGUAUGAAGAAUCAUUGAAAGAUAUCCAGCAUGCAUUAGACGCUAAUUGUUCAGAUAAUUUGAAAGCUGGGCUGUAUGCUCGAAAAGCUAAAAAUUUACUAGCUCUCAAUAUGACAGCGAAUGUUGAAGAAACUUUAGCUGAAGCGAGGAGCUGGGCUUCGAAGCUGGGUGAUGAUAAAAGAGAUGAAUUUCUGAGUAAUCUAGACAAAUUAAAGAAUAAAAAAUACAAAAAACCGGUUACUCAACGUGAUAAUUGCAUCUAUAUACCCACGGCUCCUGAUGAUAAUCCAAAGUUGAUGAGGACUUCAGGUGCUGUCUCUAUAAACUAUUCAGAUAAAUUUGGGCGACAUUUGAUUGCGACCAGAGAUAUCAAAGCAGGUGAAGCUCUCAUUGUUAAGAAAGUCUACUCGUUGGUUCUCGUAUCUGAAUUCAGGUUCAAGCGGUGUUGGAACUGUUCCAAGCACUGUUGGUCUAGUGUUCCCUGUAAUGAGUGCGCAAAUGUUAUCUAUUGCAGUGAAGGUUGUCGUAAUAUUGCCUGGAAUGAGCACCAUAGCCUAGAGUGUCCACUUAUUACUGCUUUAUUAGCAAAUAAAUCUUACAACUAUUCGUUGAUUAUGAGUUUGAGAUUACUUGUAAAAGCUCUCAAAGAAUUUAAAACAGUGGAAGCGUUGCAUAAAAAAAUUCAAGAUAUUGAUUCAGUUGAAGAUCCAGUAAUAAAAUGUUUCAAUGAUGAUGUAUAUGAUGAUACUAAAUACGCAAGCGUCUAUUCUCUGUUUCGAAAAUCAUUUAGUGCUGAAUUCAAAGUUGAUAGUGCGAUGAAAAGUGUUUUGACCAUUCGCUAUUUGAGUGCUACAACUGAUGUAUUCGGCAAAAAAACUAAUAGUUUUAAAGAGCUGAUGAAAAAUAAUUGGAUAUUAUUUAUUAGCAAAUUGUUAUUUCGUCACUAUGAAAUAAAUGCGACAAAUACAAUUGCGAUUGAAUUAAAUGACAAAAAAGAUAAAAAUAAAAUAGUAAUAUGUGGUGGGAUUUUAGUUCCACUGGUCGAUUUAUGCAGCCACAGCUGUGAUCGAAAUACAUACGCAAUCUCUUCUCGAGAUAUAUUUUCUCUUGUAUGCGUCCAACCGAUCAAGAAAGGAGAACAGAUUUAUGUUAGCUAUGGAGAGGAUUAUCGGGACUUGGAGACUUCAGAAAGAAGAAAACGUUUAAAAGAGAAUCACGGUUUUUGGUGUGAAUGUUAUCCUUGUGUUAAUGAUUGGGGUCCAGAUCAAAAUCUGCCAUCUUGUUUGGAUUCAUUGUCAAAUAAAAAAAGAAUUGAGUUAUUAAAAGUUAUGACAAAGUUCGCUAGCUAUCAUUCAAUUGGAUCUCUUAAUGACUGUACUCCAGAUCAAAUUUUAAAAAUCUUGUCCGAUUUAUUUGUAUUAAUGAAUAGCUUUGAGGAUGUUAUUUACUAUCUUUGUGAAGAAAUGGAUGACAUCAAAGUUCUAUUGCUCUGUAUCUUAAAGUGGAUAAAUUCAUGUCAAACAUAAAAUAUUUAUUUAUAAAAUUACGACUUCAUAUUUUAUUCUUGAAGUUAUAAAUAGAGCAAUAAAACAUAAGAAAUUUUGGUUGUUGAGAUCAUGAAAAAAUUAAUAUUUAUAUUUUUACAGAAUAUA